CGAUCCGCGGCGCGCGACUGGACCACGACCGCCUCCGCCGCAGCGGGCGAAUGCGAAGCGCAUCGGCGUAGUUCGCAGACAUGCCACGACCGAAAAAGUCAGCCUCGGAUGCAGAGCCUAAGAAGCGUUCGCGCACCGGCUGCUGGCCGUGCAAGGCGAGAAAAGUGAAGUGUGAUGAAGUCCGCCCGCAGUGUGCGAACUGCCAAAAGCACGGCGAGACAUGUGACUAUAGCAUCCGCCUCAACUGGGGAGGCAGGUCGAAAGGCGGCAGGGACGGCGCUUCAUCAGAGAGUGGCAGCUUCACCUUCGUGACAACACCACAUUCGUCUUCACAACAGGCCCCCGGCCUCGGUGGCGUCGGGCAAGAACAUGUCUUCUCUGCCCAACAUAUUGCGACCGCUCCCAGACCAGUCCCAUUGGUUCCUUACACCCUCUUCUCGGCAUCAGAUUCUGCGUCGCAAGCACAGCCUUCCGCCAUUGAUCCACGCCUGGAGUAUAGUCAGCAGCAGCCCUAUGGGUCUGCUAUUCGGCCGGGCUCAUCAGCUUCACAGCCCUUCGUGCCGCAACAUGGCAGUCCUUCGCAGCAGCAUGCACCUAACGAGCAACAGUCGCCAACCUCUGCUCCAGUGGGCGCGGGUGCGAGCCCAGAGGACUUCCACUGGUCGCCGCAGCACGGCGCCAAGCGACUGAAGCUGAACGGCACUUCCGCAUCACGACCAAGCACCGCGCCCAGGUUCGCACCGUACACGCCUAUGCAGCCGGACUUGUCGCCGGCAUCGUAUCAAAUGCCACAUACUCCCCACAGUAUUGGCAGCAUCGUCAACACGCCAGCCACACCGAGCUCCAGUCUGAAUUCGGGCUCGCCCUAUCCGCCGCAUCCCGCAGCCCUCCAGGUGCAGGAUCCACCUGAUCUUCGCCGUCUGUCAGUGAAAUCGUUGUUAUCAGACCCUACCGAGGAUGUCGAUCGUCCAAAGGCCAAACGCAAUGAAAGCCAUGGGUAUCGCAUCUUUGGAUAUGAUCACGGCUUGCCUGACCAUGACGUGCCUCACAACGACGAUCAGAAUGUCAUAUUCCCGCGGUCGCCUGAUUUGCGACGAACCAGCACCGCAGUCUCGGAAGCCAGCAAUUCGAGCAACGAUGUCGAGGCGAGUCAGAUCGCAUUCGAACCAGGAGGAUAUUACCAGAAUCCGGUGCCCGUCAAAAUCCCGCGCCGCUUUGAUCCACUGCCCGACGAACUCACGAACAACCAGAUGAACUUGCUAUAUUUUCAUCACUUCAUCAAUCACACAGGCCGUGUCAUGGUACCUCACGAUUGUCCCGAAAAUCCUUUCCGCGUAGUCCUCCCGCAGAUGGCGGUACGAAACGCUCAACUCCUGCAUCUACUCCUCGCAUUUUCUGCUUCUCACAGAGCAAGAUUGCUCGGCCACGCUGAGCCCGCGAACCGUAUAGCUGGUUGGAUGUCAGAUGUGCUGCCUGCACUCCGGCAAGCUCUCGAUGAACCUUCAUCACCAGGCAUGAAUGACCCGACUGAUCCCUCUUCGCUAGCCCCGCUCGCAGCUGCGAUUACGCUGGCGAGUUUGGAGAUUAUCACACCGAACACCUCAUCUAUUCGAAUUCCAUGGCAACAUCAUCUGCAAAUGGCGCGGCGUCUGAUCAUCGCUAAGGGUGGUCUACACCAUCUUGCGCAAAAAGCAGACGGCGCUCGUGACAAGGCUAUAUUCUUUCUGUCCCGUUGGUUUGCGUACCUAGACGUGUUCGGCAGCUUGUCGAACAGACAUCAGCAACCUCUCUUUGGAGCGUACCUCGAAGACGGAGGGGGACUGUGGCUAGUCAACCGCGAUAACGAGGAAAUCUACCAGAUCGACUGCUUCUUUGGUUUCUCUGGGCGAUGCAUAGCACUGCUAGCUCAAGUCGCGGAACUUUCAGCACAAUGCGACAGCCAGAGGAUCGAUCCUGUUACAAAUCAAGUCAAGGCUGGCUGGAGUCCCACCUCGGAACUGAGACAGUCCGCUGAGGAGCUCAAGCAACGAUUGAAUGCGAGUGCGCGCAUGGUGUUCCGAGGCUGCAUGCACAGCAAGCCUGGGAGCCCCGAUGCCGGCGACUCACAUAAUGAUCAAGAUGUGGCCGAGAUAUAUGCAACAAAUGAGGCGUACCACUGGGCUGGUAGAAUUCAUCUCGCUCGUCGCGUGCUCGCGUUGCCCUCUUCUGAUCCGGAGGUGCAAGAAUGUGUUGAGAAUGUUCUUGAGUUGCUGCAAAGGAUCAGAAGGGGAAGCUCUGCCGAAUCAUGUCUGCUGUUCCCAAUGUUCAGUGCAGGCUGUGAAGCGCAACGAGAGGAUCAGCGGCAAGCUUUCAUGGCUCGCCUGGAAGCCGUGGAGGGUUGGGGCAUGUCACAUGUCGGGCACGCACGCCGCCUGAUGCAGACUGUCUGGGACGAGAACAAACCUUGGGAGACUCUGGUGGAUGGAGAGUUCCUCGCAUAG
This is a messenger RNA of Cercospora beticola, 2480 nucleotides long. Its product is annotated as Zn(II)2Cys6 transcription factor. Gene Ontology annotation, molecular function: DNA-binding transcription factor activity, RNA polymerase II-specific; zinc ion binding; transcription cis-regulatory region binding. Gene Ontology annotation, cellular component: nucleus. The record is from RefSeq and is a predicted model, not a curated record. Gene Ontology annotation, biological process: positive regulation of transcription by RNA polymerase II. Lineage: Eukaryota; Fungi; Ascomycota; Dothideomycetes; Mycosphaerellales; Mycosphaerellaceae.